Molecule: messenger RNA, 2299 nt
Organism: Chilo suppressalis (striped riceborer)
Lineage: Eukaryota; Metazoa; Arthropoda; Insecta; Lepidoptera; Crambidae
Source: the annotation of a GenBank genome assembly
GAAAAGUUCGGAGUCUGAGCGGAGUUUUUGAACGUAGCCCAAUUUUAAAAUCAACCGUUAGCGGAAUUUGUGAUAAAGGGCGACGGAGAUCAAGUUCUUGUAACACAUUAAUUUAUUUAAAUAUCAAAACAUAUAAAUAAACAUCAAAUAUACAUUAUGUCUCAACAGCAAACUAAGAAUUGUAUUACUCUUCGUGGCUCUGCUCAAAUUAUUUGCGAAUAUUUGAAGUUCGCAAUAAAUUCAGUGUUGUUUCAAAGAGGGCUUUACCCACCAGAAACUUUCAAAGCCGAACAGCAAUAUGGAAUUACACUUCUUUUAUCUGAAGAUCCACAAAUCAAAAGUUUUCUGACAAAUCUUCUGACUCAAAGUGAAGAAUGGAUUGUGAAUAAGAAAGUCAGUAAACUGUCACUUAUCAUCUUGAAUGUUGCCAACAAAGAAGUAUUAGAAUGCUGGGAUUUCAAUGUGCAAUAUGAGGACGGUGACAUUACACUUUCAAAAGAGAAGAAUGAAACGGUUGGCUCAAAAGAUUUAAAAAAAAUUCAGCAAGAAAUCAGGGAUGUAAUGUUGCAGGUUGCUGCAACUAUUUCAUACUUACCAUUUUUGGAUUGUCGAUGUUCUUUUGAUGUUUUAAUCCAUGCUAAAACUGACUGUGAUAUACCCGAAAAGUGGGCUGAGGCUGAACCUGUAGCCAUUGCUAACGCUCAGAAUGUCCAACUGAAAUCUUUCACAACUAGCCUUCAUAAAAUGGAAACGGUUGUGAGCUAUAAACUUUCAGAUUAACACUAGGAAACCAUGUUGCUCGUUGCAACUUCCCUAUUUAUACCUGUACAAAGAUGUAGUCUUUAAGUUUUAAUGCGUGAAUGGGCUCAGCUGUGUUCUUAGUAUAGGCAUUAUUUCACAAAACAGUACCAGUAGCUUGUGUUUGAGGAGUAAUAAAAUUUUAGCCAUUUUACAAACCAAUUCACAAAUAGUUCUUGAGUUGUAAAAGUUCAUCUAUUUUCUUAAAUGUAUUGUAUAUUAAUAAUUGUUUGUAUUUUACAUUUUCUAAUUUGGUUAUCUUUUAAUUUCAAUCAUACAAGAAUCUGAUUCUGAUAGAUAAAGGUAAUUUUUACAGGUUUUGUCUAUUUAGGUUGAUUUUUAUAUUUCUUUUUAUUUUAAAAGGGGUACAAACAAACGUAUGACCAUCCAGAUGGUUAGAGGCUACCAUAGUUUAUAGACGCUCAAAAAUAUCACUCGAGCUAUUGCCUACCCUGACCUAAAUCUCUACCCCGUGAAGCCCUGGAACCUUACUCACCGACAGAAACACAAUACCACCAAAAGUAAAUAUAAAGAAACUAUAGUUUUUGAAAUAACACUUGUGAUAAUAUUGUUAACAUAUUAUGGUAACUUUCCAAAGAAGCACUAAUAGAUAGGCACUACUUAGAUGAAUUGAACACAGUUUUGCACUACAUUUCAAGUAAGGAAUGUGUAGUUAUGUUUAAGAAUUUUACGUUACUAGGUAGUUUUAAAAAACCCACAAGGAUGUGCGUGUCUUCCGAGGGGCCACAGUAGAAAGCGUAGCGUUUUGACUACUGCUGCUAAAAUUUAAAGCUUGCCAAAGAAACUUAGCUUUAACUACAAAUUUGUAGUAGCAGAGUAAAUUUUGUACAUGAAAAAACUAAAGGUGCACCAACUGAUUGGAUUUUCUUUAUUUGUAGUCACUCAACAGAGUUCAAAUUUUUGCACAUAGUCCUACAAAUUAUCUUCUUAAUCGUACCAUUCAUCAAAAUUAUUUAUAUUGGCCAGAUACAGUAAUAUGAAAAUAGACGUGUUUCAUCUGAGAGCCCACAUUCGGUGAGUUUUAACGUUCAACUUACAACAGCUACAAAUUUAUCCUUCUGGCUACAAUUUGUUUAAAAGGUCCUGCUAAAUUGUUAAUUAUACUAAACCAGGUUUUUCACAGUGGCCCCUCAGAGGGCACGCACAUCUGUGUUAAAUAUAGACUAUUACUGCAUUUGCAUAAAUAAACAUUGGACAUCACAUGCAUUAUAUUGAUUCUAGUGUAAGCAGUUAAUUAUACCAUAUGAGUUGUCUAAAUCAGAAACAAUGAAGGCAUUGUAACAAUUUUAUAUUGUUGCUAAUAUUUUAUAAUUAAUUUAUAAAAAAAAACAGAAAUUCCCUAAUUGCAUAAAUAAUUGGGUAUGUAAUGUAUUAGUCUUGAUGACAUGUUAUGCAGUAAGUUUAUUAUUAAAAGUAGAAAUGUAUUGUUGAUAAAAUUUAAACAAGGGACCACAGUGUUGGCCUACUACGUGAUAUUGGC